Diutina rugosa is the source of this 1539-nucleotide messenger RNA. RefSeq names its product Dot6p (gene DOT6). The record is from RefSeq and is a predicted model, not a curated record. The transcript has a single exon. NCBI's taxonomy places the organism in Eukaryota, Fungi, Ascomycota, Pichiomycetes, Serinales, Debaryomycetaceae. The coding region runs from base 1 to 1539 and encodes 512 amino acids.
AUGCAUUUAAAAGACACCCAGAAGCUCGGCUGGAAGGAAAUCGCCUCCCACUUCGUCAACCGCACCCCAAACGCAUGUCAAUUCAGAUGGCGGCGGUUGAAGCUGGGCAACUUGAAGAACCCUCCCAAGCUGGCAGCCGCGUUGGGCAGCGCCAUCCCCAAACUCGAAACGCCACCGAAGCCGCCCAAGAAAAAGCUGGCGACGCCCACGAGCAAAACUCCCGUGGCAAAGGACUACGGGUUCAAUCCCAUACCCAACCCGCCUCCGUUUACCGGACUCGACAACUCGCUCACCAAUGCUUUAGCUGGCUUAAACGCAUUGCUGAACUCGCCACUUCCUGCGGCGCUGGCAACUCUGCCACCGCUGGGAGUGCACACCCCGAUGCUGGGCGCCGGUGGCACGCCGCUGUCGCCUCGUCGCGACUCGGUGCUGGCACCUACUACCCCUAAACCCCCGCCGACCACGACUGAAAACUACGAGGCCACUCUGAGCCCGCUGGAUGUGCCCUUAGACCCGCAAGCGCACGCCAGCGCUGCCCUGACCGCAGGGGGCGGUUACUAUGCUGACGUCCUGGUAGACCCGACCAUGAAUCUCCCCCAUAAUCAACCGGGACCGGUCCAGGCCGGAACAUACAUCCACACCCCGAGAAACUCUGCCGGGAGUGUACAGCACCCGCCGCCGCCUAAUAUGCACAAUAACUCGGUGAUAGCCAUUGCCCGUGAUGAACAUGAUCGUCAACUGGUGCUGCUGCUGAGAAUUCUGGUGCUGUCACUUCCAUCAAAGCUGAUGAACAUUCCCCACCAUCCCAGUGUGCUGGGACCAUUGGCGCACUUACCGGUGCUCUUUGGACGGGAUUCCGUCAGUGGCCCCCUGCGCCUGGGUAGUAUUAGCGGCCCUCCUGGCAUUCAGCCGACGAUAGCUAGCUUGCGACAAGGUCUGGUCGUAAACCCCCUGGGUGGCGGCUAUUUUCUGCGUAGUGGCUCGGUGGUCAUUCCGUUCAACGCUGACAAAAAGGAGGAAGAAACUCUCAAAGCGGAAGCGAAAAAAUUGGAAGCUGCCCGUGAUCGUCUGCGGCCUAAUCACCGGGAUCGUACAAACAAACCGCCACUGAAGGCACUGGUACCCGUGUUCAAGCUUCCAUGGACGAUGGAGGAAGACGAGCUUCUCAUUAAUCGACGUAACCGUGAGCUCCUGUUCGCCGAGUUACUGAUACUUUUGCCGCAACGUACUGAAGGAGAAAUUUGGCUGCGAAUUGACCAUCUCGAGAAGAUUAAAAACGGUGAUCGCGCGCUGACAUCUCGGGAGCGGCGCCGGCGCCAAAGUCUGAUCGGGUUGGACGAUGUGGACGACUUCUACGAUGAGAUGAUGGGAGGCAUUGACGUGCUGGAUGACGAUGAUGAUGACGAAGACGUGUUGGUUGAGGUGGAUGAGCUGAUCGCCAUGGCCCGCCGGCGAGCUGCGGCGCUGCGUAAGCGUCGGGCACUGCUGGCAGUCAACCCCUUGGCGGUGAGCGAGUCAUUUCGCAAGCGGCCUAAGUAA